Messenger RNA from Scylla paramamosain (green mud crab), 777 nucleotides. RefSeq names its product glutamate receptor ionotropic, kainate 4-like. The record is from RefSeq and is a predicted model, not a curated record. Gene Ontology annotation, cellular component: membrane. The coding region runs from base 1 to 777 and encodes 258 amino acids. Gene Ontology annotation, molecular function: ligand-gated monoatomic ion channel activity. The transcript is spliced from 4 exons. Lineage: Eukaryota; Metazoa; Arthropoda; Malacostraca; Decapoda; Portunidae.
AUGGCGGUGGCCUCUCCGAACCUCAAACCUGGAAAUAUCAACGCACUCCAUUCCCCGACCUCGGAUUUCUUCGUCACAGACGUCUUAUAUGGCAGCAAAUUUCUAGUGGACACAGACGCCUUCCAAGGUCGCGUGACUGGUAUAGGAGAGACCAUGCUAAGGGAAAUAUCUCAGCGACUAAACUUUAGCUACCAUCUACAAGAGCUGCCGCCGGACGGCUUCUGGGGGGAGCUGAUCAACGGCAGCUGGGUGGGUAUGCUCGGGCAGGUGGUGCGUCAGGAAAAGGACUUCCUCAUCAAUGGCAUGGCGCUAGUGCUUGACCGUUACCUAGCCACGGAUUUUAGUGUACCGUACUUCAGUGAUUCUUACAGCAUAACGUUACAGGUGCCGCCUCCCUAUCCCCGUUGGAUGUCAGUCGUGUACCCCUUCCAACCAAGGGUGUGGGCUGCUGUGGCUGGGGUAUUGCUUCUCGUCUCCAUUAUCUUCCACGCUCUCAUCCUUCCUUCCCCGGCCGUCUUAUACAGUGACAAGGGUGAUGUGGCGUCCACGCUGGUAUGGCUGUCCCGCGCCCUGCUUCACCAGUCUGCUACAAGGGUUCCCUCUGCUUCAGGGUGCCGGCCCUUCCUGGCGACUUGGUGGCUGGCAGCUUUGGUUUUGUCUACUUCUUACGUGGGGAACUUAAUAGCUUCCCUCACUGUGCCUACAGAAUCGCGAAGAAUUGCAUCAUUGGAGGAACUCGCCUUCAGCGACUUAAGGUUAUUGGAGCUACUAUGGUAG